Molecule: messenger RNA, 1176 nt
Organism: Eremothecium sinecaudum
Lineage: Eukaryota; Fungi; Ascomycota; Saccharomycetes; Saccharomycetales; Saccharomycetaceae
Gene: NOP13
Product: Nop13p
Exons: 1
Coding region: 1-1176 (391 amino acids)
Molecular function (GO): RNA binding
Source: RefSeq, a predicted model, not a curated record
AUGACUAGUAAAAGCGAAACUAAGGUAGAAUCGCAGGACGAAGCAAUUGCCAAGGUUUUGAAGGAUCCAACCAAAAAGCGGAAGGCUGAAGAUGAGAUCGAGAUUGAUUUGAGUCAACCAGUUCCUCUUUCAAAGAAGCAGAAACGUUUGCUGAGACGAGGCAAAGUUACCCUUGAGGAGUUAAAUGCCAAAUAUAAUAUUGAUCCGAAGUCCAUUGAAGAUUACAAUAAUGAAGACAAGAAGGAAAGUCAGGAUCCUAAGGAUGCUCAAGGAUCCGAAAGCAAAAAAGGCGGUGAAAAGGAUACAGAAACAACGGGAGAUGGUGACACCAAGAAAGCCAGAAAGUUUGGUGUUUGGAUCGGAAACAUGUCUUUUGACACUUCGAAAGAAGAUAUUGUACGCUACCUGGUGAAUAAGACCGCUGACUCAGAAGACGGAGGCAAGAUUCUCGAGUCUGAUAUUAUCAGAGUGAACAUGCCUUUAGCAAAGAACGACGGUAAAACAGUUAGGAAUAAGGGGUUUGCCUACUUGGACUUCCAGACCAAGGAACAGAUGGAGGCUGCUAUCGCACUAAGCGAAACGCAACUCAAUGGACGGAACCUGUUGAUCAAAAACUCCAAGAAUUUUGAGGGCAGGCCUGAUAAGAACGAUCUAGUUUCCAUGUCUAAGAACCCCAAGUCCCGCAUUCUGUUCGUUGGAAACUUAUCCUUUGACACAACUGACGAAUUACUUAAAAGGCACUUUCAGCACUGUGGGGAGAUUGUUCGCAUUAGAAUGGCUACCUUUGAGGAUAGUGGAAAGUGCAAGGGAUUUGCUUUUAUUGACUUUAAAGAUGAAGCUGGAGCUACUGCGGCCCUUACUGACCGUAGUUGUCGAAAGAUCGCCUCUCGUCCUAUAAGAAUGGAAUAUGGGGAAGACAGAAGCUCCAGACAUGUCAGGAGAAGGCCUGCAGUAGAAACCCCACACAAUUCUACCAGAAAGGAGCCAUCAAACAUUACUCAAAUUCCGGAACAAACCCCCAGUACCUUCAAGAAGGCCUUCAAGGAACAUAAGAGGCAGUAUUCCGAUUAUAAAGACUCUAACAACCGUAUAAAAAGCAGUGUAGCUCUAGCAGGGGCUCAAAGGGCUUCUGCAGGGAUUGUUCCGUCAGAAGGUAAGAAGGUGAAGUUUGACUGA